GUAACUAUGUUGAUGAUGGUGAUUGUUGUUAUUGGCUUGGAAUGUUAUGGAGGGGACACUAAAUGUAGCACUGUAGGAUGGCGUUUAAAAGGAUUGAAGACAGAGACAUGUGCACGCGACGACGGUCCACACACUCACAUUUGUGUGUAAACAUUAUUGUUGCAGUGUCCGACAAGUAGAUAGACGCAGCAAAAACAGGUGCAAUGUCCUCCGGCGAUAGCAAGUUCGUCACAAUUAAAACUGCCCCACAGCUCAACGGGUUACAGCAAUUGUCUUGCUUUGGAUGGUGGCAGCUUGGGAAGUGGUUGUGGUGUUUAGCCCUGUUAUUGCAACUGUCCGUUGCAUCAUGCACACCACUUCCGUCCACAGCAUCGCCAUUAAUGACGUCAUCCUCACUACAGUUUAAUAGCGGAACGUCAUUAUCAGAGCUGCCAUUAUCGUCGGUGGCAGCCUCAGUUGUUGGGGAGGAAAUGACUAUUUUAACACCCCAAAUGGUUAUUAACGCUGUACCAGAGAAAGACCGAUCCUGUUUUCUAGAAUACCAGAUGGCAAGGGCCAUUUAUGGACUCAGUGACUCUGAAAACAACACAAUGGAAGAUAUAAUCGAACAUUAUGAGAACGAAAGGCCCCAAAUAAAAAACGUGCCCAUUUAUGAAAAUUUUGCUGCAGAUUUACUCCAAUGGUUGACAGAGACAUUUCAUCUAUCGCCUGAGGAUGUUUACAAUCAGCUGCGGAGCCGAUCACCACUCAUGUGUACGUCAGAUGGUGUCUGCUACAGUUCCGACGACUUGGCGUGCUUCUGUUGCCCAUUCUGAGGGGGAAGGACAAACUCGACCGGUGGAUACAUUUCGAAGCGGAUAUUCUAGUUGACGAACGAACAUUUACGUGAUUUAAACCAAUUAAAUACAAUAAAAUAAUGCGAUGGAGGACUUAUA
Messenger RNA from Stomoxys calcitrans (stable fly), 935 nucleotides. RefSeq lists its product as uncharacterized. The transcript is spliced from 5 exons. The coding region runs from base 204 to 815 and encodes 203 amino acids. NCBI's taxonomy places the organism in Eukaryota, Metazoa, Arthropoda, Insecta, Diptera, Muscidae. The record is from RefSeq and is a predicted model, not a curated record.